Messenger RNA from Oryza sativa Japonica Group (Japanese rice), 2467 nucleotides. The record is from RefSeq and is a predicted model, not a curated record. NCBI's taxonomy places the organism in Eukaryota, Viridiplantae, Streptophyta, Magnoliopsida, Poales, Poaceae.
AGUAUCCUUGUCCAAUCUGCCUAGAGAAUUCUUACUAAUCCAAAUGAUCUUCUAUCCUCUGUCCUAAAAUCAAAAUAUUUUCCAAACACUUCCUUUUGGAAGGCUAGAACAGAUAUGCCAAAAUCUGCUUUCUGGUCUUCUAUUCUUCAGGUAAGGGAUGUCUUGGAGGAAGCUUCAGUGUGGCAACUUUCUAAAGGUGAUAUUUCUAUUUGGAGCCAACCCUGGUGCUCUAUUUGAAAAAACAUUCAUGAUCAUCUUAAUCUUGAUAAUCUUCCUUUUCACAUGCCUGAUAAGGUUUCUGAUCUUUGGGAUGAGAAUAAGAAUUGGGAUGCUCAGAAAAUAACUCAAAUUUUUUAUAGUGCAGCUCAACAUUCAAUUAUGCAGGUUCAGAUUAUGCAGGGAGAGGAGGAAGAUAGGCUUUGCUGGAAGUACACACCCUCAGGAGUUUGUUCAGCUAAGAGUGCUUACAAGACAAUUUACAAUGAAAUGUACCCCAAUCAAAAUCAGAUUUGGAAAGCAAGGAAUGAUAUCAACUUCAAAACAAAGAUUUGGGAGCCACAACAAGUGUGCAAUGCUGCGCAGGCAAUGGCAAAGACAUAUGAAAGUGUUCAUCAAAUGGAAGAAGACAGUUGCCAAGACUUCAAUCGGGCUGAAGAGAAUAAUAUAAGAAAUUCUGUUGUUAAAAUUCCUGCAGGGACAAGAGUUUAUGUGGAUGCCUCUUGGACGGAAGAGAAAACAGGAGUAGGGAUCUUCAUCCACAACCCUAGCAAUCACAAUGCUAUUGUCAUCAAAGCUCAAAGUCUCAAUGCAGGAACUCCUUUGCUAGCAGAAGCUGAAGGAUUAUUUUUAGCUAUGCAAAUUGCUCGUCAUCUUCAGCUGCAAGACCCUAUUUUUCUCUCAGAUAACAGUGAGAUAGUGAAUGCUGUGCAGAACGAGGACUACAUACAAAACCCCGGACAUUGGUCUCUGAGACCAAUUCUUUCAAGAAUUAAAAAUUUUCUGCAGGAUCAACAAGUUCGAAUCAUUUGGAUCUCUAGAGAGCUCAACAAAGUUGCAGAUGGCCUUGCAAAGUCAGCAAGACAAGCUCAGACUAACAGCUGCUUAGCUUUUGAUUGCUCUAAUAUUUCUCACAUUUGUUCCAGAGAUGUUUGUCCUACUAAAAGAGCUCUUUCCUUCACUCCUAAUGGAGCAGUUAAUGUAACUCAUGCUUUGUGUUUCUAAAACGCUUUCUUUUAAUAAAGUGCAUGAGUUCUCAAAAAAAAAAAAAAGUUAGGCACUGCCAUACUGUUUGCGGCUGCUUCUGCAUGUAUCACCUUUUUUUUUUCCCGAUCAAAGAUUGGGUUUGCGUCUCCCACCGCCUCGUUGACAUCUGUGUGUCUCCGACUUCAGCAUCGACUCCGGUUUCCUCUUUGUCGUCUAGCCCCACGCAACUUUGGCUUGAUCAUCCGUUCAAGUUCUCGGCUACAAUGACUUCUGUAACCGAUCGUCAUCGAGCAUGCGCUACACCAUCAAGCUUCGGGUUGCCAUUUCGUUGCCACCUCGGACUGCAGUGCUGCCGCCCGUGGUCCACCUUCACUUGUUGUUGCAGUGUUGAGACGCGCCCUCCUCAGCAUAGCUUCAUCGCCGUGCUCAUCGAGCCAUCGAACCCUUGCAUGGCAGAGGUGUGGCUCGAUCGAGGCCGAGGCCAUCAUGUUCGGCGCCGUCUUCUGCACCAGACAGGCGUGAGCGCCAAGGACAUUGGCGUACUCGUCGUCAACUGCAGCCUGUGUUCAACCCGACGUCGUCCCUGUUCGCCAUAGCUGUGAACCACUACAAGUUCGAUCCAGGGCAACAUCACCAGCUACAACCAGGACAGGAUGGGCUGCAGGCUGCAGCGCCGGCCUGCUCUCCAUCGAAGUCGCCAACUGUCUCUUCCGGAUGGGCAGCGUGGCGAUCCUGCUGUCCAACAAGCGAUCGAAGAAGAAGAGAUCCAAGUACGAGCUGGUGCACACGGUGAGAACUCACAAGGGCGGCGACGACAGCAGGAGGAUGGCGAUGGCACGUCGGGAGUCUCGCUGUCCAAGGACCUCAUAGCAGUCGCCGGCAACGCGCUGAAGAUGAACAUCACCACGCUGUGUCCCCUCGUCCUGCCACUAUCCGAGCAGCUGCUGCACUAGCUUCGCGUCGACGCUAAUCGGCAAGAAGCUGCUCAAGAUGAAGAAGAUCAAGCCAGCGCCGCCCGCCUCUCUCCCCCGACCAUCGCCCAUCUACCCGUGGAAGUCCGAUUGGGGCUGCCGCUUUCCAUCUUCCUCACGCCAGUCCAGCGCCAGCUGCCGCUUCCACGAGCACGGGAGGACGAGGCACGACCAGUGAGCUUGACAGGCCGGCCCCCGCUGCGCAGGCUUGCAGCCGCCGGCGCGCGGCUCAUUCUCGGCCUCUGCUAGUGCGCGGGGCUCCUUCACAGCCUCCGACCCGAGAGAGAUACAGA